AUGGCGCUAGAGCGGCGGCGGGACGCGGCGGGCGGCGGGCCCGGGCGGCAGGCGCCCCCGGCCGAGGAGAACGGCUCGCUGCCGCCCGGGGACGCGGCGGCCUCGGCGGCGCUCGGGGGGCGCGCGGGCCCCGCCGGCGACCUGCAGCCGCUGCCCGCCCCGCACCCCGCGCCCCCGGGCUGCAGCGCGGCCGCGGCGCCCAGCCUCCUGCUGCUGGACUACGACGGCUCGGUGCUGCCGUUCCUGGGGGGCCUGGGCGGCGGCUACCAGAGGACCCUCGUGCUGCUCACCUGGAUCCCCGCGCUCUUCAUCGGCUUCAGCCAGUUCUCGGACUCCUUCCUGCUGGACCAGCCCAACUUCUGGUGCCGCGGGGCCGGCAAGGGCGCGGGGCCGGCGGGGGUCCCCGGCGCGGCCAACUGGACCGGGCCCGCGGCCUCGCCCCCCGCCCCCGCGCCCGCCCCGUGGGCGCCCCCGGGCAACGCGAGCCGCGGCGGGGCCGACGCGCCGCCCCUGCCGUCCCCCCCGGACAGGCCCGACAACGCCUCCCACUGCGACUGCCACGCGUGGGACUACGGCAUCCGCACCGGCCUCGUCCAAAACGUGGUGAGCAAGUGGGAUCUUGUGUGUGAUAAUGCCUGGAAGGUCCAUAUCGCUAAGUUCUCCUUACUGGUUGGAUUAAUCUUUGGCUACCUAAUAACUGGAUGCAUUGCCGACUGGGUCGGCCGGCGGCCUGUGCUGCUCUUCUCCAUCAUCUUCAUUCUGAUCUUUGGACUCACCGUGGCCCUGUCCGUGAACGUGACCAUGUUCAGCACCCUCAGGUUCUUCGAAGGGUUCUGUCUGGCUGGAAUAAUCCUCACCUUGUACGCACUACGAAUAGAGCUGUGCCCCCCUGGGAAACGGUUCAUGAUCACAAUGGUGGCGAGCUUCGUGGCCAUGGCGGGGCAGUUCCUCAUGCCGGGGCUGGCCGCCCUGUGCCGGGACUGGCAGGUCCUGCAGGCCCUCAUCAUCUGCCCCUUCCUGCUCAUGCUGCUCUAUUGGUCGAUAUUCCCCGAGUCCCUGCGGUGGCUGAUGGCCACCCAGCAGUUUGAGUCUGCGAAGAAGCUGAUCCUGCACUUCACGCAGAAGAACUGCAUGAACCCGGAGAGUGACAUCAAAGGUGUGAUGCCCGAGCUGGAGAAGGAGCUUUCCCGGAGGCCCAAGAAGGUCUGCAUCGUCAAAGUGGUGGGGACUCGGAACCUGUGGAAAAACAUCGUGGUCCUGUGUGUGAACUCGCUGACCGGCUACGGGAUUCACCACUGCUUUGCGAGGAGCAUGAUGGGCCACGAGGUGAAGGUGCCGCUCCUCGAGAACUUCUAUGCCGACUACUACACGGUGGCCAGCAUCGCCCUGGCGUCCUGCCUGGCCAUGUGCGUCGUGGUCAGGUUCCUGGGGCGCAGGGGCGGGCUGCUGCUCUUCAUGAUCCUCACCGCCCUGGCCUCGCUCCUGCAGCUCGGCCUCCUCAACCUGAUCGGGAAAUACAGCCAGCAUCCUGACUCAGAGUUGCAGCUGAAGUUGGCCGUAGGUAUGAGCGAUAGCGUCAAGGACAAAUUCUCCAUCGCGUUUUCCAUCGUGGGCAUGUUUGCCUCCCACGCCGUGGGAAGCCUGAGCGUGUUCUUCUGUGCGGAGAUCACCCCCACGGUAAUCAGGUGCGGCGGGCUGGGGCUGGUGCUGGCCAGCGCGGGCUUCGGCAUGCUGACGGCGCCCAUCAUCGACCUGCACAACCAGAAAGGCUACUUCCUGCACCACAUCAUCUUCGCCUGCUGCACGCUCAUCUGCAUCAUCUGCAUCCUCCUGCUGCCCGAGAGCAGGAACCAGAACCUGCCCGAGAACAUCUCCAAUGGGGAGCACUACACUCGGCAGCCGCUCCUGUCGCACAGGAAGGGGGAGCAGCCCCUCCUGCUCACCAACGCCGAGCUCAAGGACUACUCCGGCCUCCACGACGCGGCCACCGCAGGGGACGGGCUGCCCGAGAAUGCCACGGCCAACGGCAUGAAGUCCAUGUAGCUCUGGGCACAGGCGUCCCCGAAGGGGGUACUGUGGGCCGCCCGGCCCGGGGCGUUGGGGGCUGCCUGGGCGCAGGCCUACAGACCAGGGACCCGACGUAGGGCUGGGGGGCGGGGGGCAGGAGAACCCAGUUCUCUGCUGCUGCAGCCCUGCGGAUGCCAAGACUGUCAGCGGUGUGGGGAAAUUCUCUUUCCAAAACUCUAAGGAUCGUGUGUUGUGUUGGGGAAGCCAAUUCUUGGAAGAUAACCCUUCAGACUUUCUUUUCUGCCAUGAGAUGUUUGUAUUUAUUUUGGUCAUUUUUACGAGAAGCACUUUAUUCCCUUUCCUCUAACUGAUCUCAAAACAGAACCACCUCCUUCAGAAGCGGGUCGCGGCUGCGAGGAGGACGCUGUGGGACAGCGGCGGCCCCGAAGGUCACAGCCACGGAGGUGGCACCGCGCAGGGACCGGGCCCUGCUCUGGGCCCCACCUGCCAGCGGCGCUCAGACCUGUCCCCGUGACCGCCUUGCAGACAGAGUGAAAUGUAAUCGAUUGGGUUUUUGCGAGGGAGUCUGUGUCUGGUUUUUAAAGGGGUUUCUGUGUGCGUGUCUGUGAGGGGAGCGCUUGUGCUCCGCGCUGGGGGAAAGCAGCUCCCAAAUACCAUUAAAACCAGCUCCGUCUUCUCCUU
Molecule: messenger RNA, 2709 nt
Organism: Canis lupus familiaris (dog)
Lineage: Eukaryota; Metazoa; Chordata; Mammalia; Carnivora; Canidae
Gene: SLC22A23
Product: solute carrier family 22 member 23
Exons: 11
Coding region: 1-2043 (680 amino acids)
Biological process (GO): transmembrane transport
Cellular component (GO): membrane
Molecular function (GO): transmembrane transporter activity
Source: RefSeq, a predicted model, not a curated record